This is a messenger RNA of Cololabis saira (Pacific saury), 1613 nucleotides long. RefSeq names its product arfaptin-1-like. Bases 131 to 1117 code for a protein of 328 amino acids. Gene Ontology annotation, biological process: regulation of Arp2/3 complex-mediated actin nucleation; intracellular protein transport. NCBI's taxonomy places the organism in Eukaryota, Metazoa, Chordata, Actinopteri, Beloniformes, Belonidae. The transcript is spliced from 8 exons. Gene Ontology annotation, molecular function: protein domain specific binding; phospholipid binding. The record is from RefSeq and is a predicted model, not a curated record. Gene Ontology annotation, cellular component: trans-Golgi network membrane.
GAGCUGGCGGAGGAACCGGAGAACUAGAGACGGAGAGGAAGGAGAGACGACGGGAAUAAAAGGAGGAAGAAGAGGAAGAGGAGGAUCAGUUUGAUCAACAGCUGUGAAGCAGAGAGAAAAGAAGAGGAGGAUGAUGGAGGAAUCAGAGCCACGAGGGGACGAUGCUGAGGUGACAGACGGCACCGAGGAAGAUUCUCCUCCAGAGGAAGUGGGCAGUGAGUCCAACGACGGCGGAGCCCGACCGGCUGAGGCUACGCUGGAGGUUGCCAUGGAAACGGAGCAGAGCGAAGAGCUCCCAGGGACGUCACCUCCAUCCAAAGGAGAGCCGGUGGUCGUCCAGGGCAACCAGAGCUCGGCCAGCGAGACGUUUCAGAGGGUUCGCAGGUGGAGCGUCUCCAAGUACAAGAGAACCCGGCAGGCUCUGUCUGAGAAACUGGGCCGUGGCUCUCGGACGGUGGAUUUGGACCUGCAGCCGCGCCUGGAUCUGCUCAAAGACGACCAGCAGCGCUACGGUCACAUGACCAAGCUGGCCCAGCUGCUGGCCGGCCAGCUGACGGAGUUCAGCGUUACCCAGAAGGCCCUGGGGGACGCCUUCACCGAGCUGAGCAUGAAGACACCGCCCCUGCACGUGGAGUUCGGCAUGAUCGCGGAGGCUCAGAAGUUCCUGUCCAAGAGCGGCGAGACUCUGACGGCGGCCAUCAACGCCUUCACGUUUGACAUGGACACCCUGGUGAACAAAACCAUCGAAGACACCAUGAUCAACGCCAGGCAGUACGAGACGGCCAGGAUGGAGUACGACGCCUACCGCGUGGACCUGGAGGAGCUGAACCUGGGGCCCCGCGACGCCGCCACGCUGCCCCGGCUGGAGGACGCCCAGAGCAGCUUCCAGGGCCAGAGGGACCGGUACCAGCAGGUCCGGGACGACCUCUCCGUCAAGGUCCGGCUGCUGGAGGAAAACAGGGUCAAAGUCCUCCACAACCAGCUGUGGCUUCUCCAGAGCGCCGUUGCAGCCAACAGUUUGUCCUGCCACAGUUUCCUGGAGCGAAACCUGCAGGAGGCCGUGGAGAAACUGGACGGCGUGGGCGAGGACGCCCCCUCCUGGCUGGAGGAGAGUUGACAGGACAGUCCGGUGGACGUGGGUUCGGAGGAGCAACGGUUGGACGUGACGGCUAAACCGCCGCCUGAAAAGAUGUUUAUGGACAUUUGUUUAGUACCGAGGAAGGCUGGGAGGAAGUAACUUAUUUUGGAUGUUGAACGGGUUUCCAGGUUCUGGUUUCAUUCAUGCAGGGCUGAAAACAACCAGGGAAAUUAAAGUGUGUCUGAAAAGUCUUCACAAUGACCUGAUACAAAUACACGCUUAGGUUUUCCAGCCUCCGCCUCAGUUUGUUGAGCGUAAAUCCAUCGAAUCUUUUCUGGAGCACUGAGGCCACGUUUCCACGUAGCCAAAAACGGAUAUUUCCCCCUCUACGUUUAUAAAAAUCCCAUAAUUUCCAGGAACCUGCAUAAAUAGCUGUUAAGGUGCUAUGAGCAGCCAAACCUACAGGGGGCAGUGUAACGAGAAGAUAAAGUCAUGCUAGCCAAUCAGAAUCCUGGAAAAAAACAUCAACAAAUGA